AGGUUCAGCAUGGGUGCGAGGUGCUGGAAGCCAGGCGGGCCACUGCUGUUGGUGUUGCCUAAUGUGACGGCACUGCUGCUGCUCGCCGGGACUUUCCUCAUGCUGAACUGGCCGGCCAUCUCUAUCAGGCCUUCUGCUGUGAAGCUCAGUCGUGGUGGCGUGCGGAUGGAACAGCUCGAGAAGUCGACAAGUUGUUCUCGGCCUUGUUUGGAUGGACGGAAGGCUAAGGAAUGCUACUUCAAGUUUGUGCUGGAACCUCGCCUUACAGUCAACAGAGGAUGCUCGAAGUGUCCGGGAAAUGACACCGAGUGUGUGGAGCGCCACUGUUCUCUUGCAGACGGAGUACAGAGAGUAAUGCUCUCUGUGAAUGGGGAACUUCCAGGAACUGCUGUGCGGGUUUGCGAGGGAGAUAUAGUCGUUGUGGAUGUGACGAGUCACCUGCGCGGCUUGGAGACGGCCCUGCACUGGCAUGGGCAACUCCAGCGGGGUUCUCCGUACAUGGAUGGCGUCCCUAUGAUUACACAGUGCCCCAUACAGAGCGAGACCCGUUUCCGCUACAAAUUCCGUGCUUCCAACGCCGGAACUCACUUCUACCAUUCUCAUUAUGUUUCUCAUCACGCAGACGGGAUCUUCGGCCCUUUCAUUGUACGACAGUCUCCUCAACGUGACCCUAAUUCUGACCUCUACGAUUAUGACCUUGACGAGCAUGUCCUGAUCGUUUCUCCCUGGUCACACAAAGCUCUUACAUACGAUUUAGAGUCACAGGAAGACAUCGAAGUAUCGUCAGUACUUAUCAAUGGAGAGGGCAGCCAUUUCAACCCAGAAUCAAGAACAAGAAACCAUAUACCGAAAACCAGAUUUUUAGUUAAAUGGGGUGACAGAUACCGAUUUCGUGUCAUAAACGCCGCAUCUUUGGACUGCCCAAUUCAACUUCAAGUGGAGGGGCAUGAACUGACUAUCAUUGCAACGGACGGAGUACCCGUGAAGCCCACAACUGCUUCGCAUCUCUUGUUAUUUCCAGGUGAACGAUAUGACAUAGUUAUCAGUGCGAAUCAGGCAAUAUCAUCAUACUGGUUAAUGGUCAUAGGUCAUGAUCAGUGUAAAAAUCUUCAUCAGGAAGCAUUUCUUGUCUAUGAUGGUGCCAUUCUACCUCAUGAAUUCAAUGAAGCUACCAAAUCUUCCUUAAAUGCGCUAAUGGCUACUAUGAUGAAGACAUGUUCCAGCUUGUCUGAUGCCACUUGCAGGCCACAGGAAAUGAAGGAGUUGCAUAAAACAGAUGUACAGCAUCUGUCUGCAGAACAGCAGAAACCACAUGCUGACAUGAAGCUGUAUAUUCCCUUUGAUGUUUAUGUGUAUGAUGCCUUUGAUGACAAGGAUGUCAACUUCAGAUUCAUGCUGGAAGAGUCAAUAAAUUAUCCAAGUUAUCUUUACAACAGGAAGGCCCCAAUACGGCUGCCCCAGGUGGACAGGCUGACGUUUAAGUACCCACCUUCUCCUCUGCUGAGCCAACCAGAGUCUGUACCCAAAGGGAUGCUGUGCAGUGACGACUGUCGGCGCCGCAAGUUCUGCGAGUGCCUCCAUGUCAUUCACACCCCACUUAAUGUCACUCUCGACAUAGUCCUCGUCAAUGAAGGUCAUGGCAGCAAUCAUUCCAGUACGUUUCAUCUUCAUGGAUACAAUUUCCUAGUUCUGGGUUCUGAGUCUUUGGGUCGCCCUAUAGAUGUUGCCGAGAUUCAAUUGAGUGACAGUCAUGGCUUACUAUCCAGGAACCUUGUAGAUGCACCUAGGAAAGACACAGUUGUGGUACCCAGUAAAGGUUAUGCAAUCAUCCGUUUGUUCACUGAUAAUCCUGGUUCUUGGCUCUUCGAGGCUCGUUCAACGAGCUCGGUCAUAGGAGGAGGAAUGCAGUUCAUCGUCCAAGUAGGAGAGCAAACACAUCUACCUCCAGUGCCAUCAGAUUUUCCUCGUUGUGGUGAUCAUAAAAAGCCCAUUUUUGUGUUUUGACAUAUUGUUAUAUUUAUAUGAAUAUGUGCAAUGUUAUUAUUAAAAAUAGAGUUAUUUAUUAUUUGAA
This is a messenger RNA of Cryptotermes secundus, 2071 nucleotides long. Its product is annotated as laccase-2. Gene Ontology annotation, cellular component: plasma membrane. NCBI's taxonomy places the organism in Eukaryota, Metazoa, Arthropoda, Insecta, Blattodea, Kalotermitidae. Gene Ontology annotation, molecular function: oxidoreductase activity; copper ion binding. Gene Ontology annotation, biological process: iron ion transport. The transcript has 11 exons. The record is from RefSeq and is a predicted model, not a curated record. The coding region runs from base 10 to 2004 and encodes 664 amino acids.